AUGCUUCAUGUACGGCGUAUUAUUCGGAAGGGGUGUCAUUACUCUUUAUUCGCUAAAAAACAAUUACAAUCGACUGCCAAUGAAACGAAUGACGAUGUAACCACAGUAGACAAAGAAAAAAUUAAAUCAUUAGAUAAACAAGUCGCGUUUCUAGGCCGACGGAGUAAGAAGCCAAUUCAACAGUCAAUUUAUGCCUAUAAAAAGAUAAAUAAUACAUAUUAUGAUUGGAUGUUUGCUGUCAACAAAGUUGUUAUACCAAGAGAUGAUUUAUAUCGUCCAUUGAUUUUACGUAAUGUUGUCAAACAAAUAUUACGUUAUAUGUCCGAUAGUUAUUUUGAUUUUGAGCAAUGGUUAACAUUUCGUGAUUAUUUAGUUAAAAAAGAUAUUGGUAUAUCACGUUUAUUCGAUGGUGUAUUUUUACAUGAAUGUGUUGAUCAUCAACGAUAUUUAAUGGCACUCUCCUAUAUUGAUUUUUUACGUAAAGAAGAUAUCGAGCUUACACCUACCGGUUUGGCCAUGUUGCUAUUAUUAGCACGACAAAUGGAUAUUAAAUCACAAUAUGCGGAUAUAAAAAUAAGUGAAGAUGAACUAUUGAAAGCUUAUGAUGAAUUUAUUAAAAUUCAACCCAUACCCGAUUCUCUGUUAACAUUACCGAUUAUAUCCGGUCUAACAUUAACUAGAAAAUGGAAAGAAUCCAUUAAACAUUUGCCAAUAUUAGAAAAUGAUUUAGAAUCAAUGCAAACAGCACUCGGUUAUAUCUUGACAGCCGCUGCUAAAUAUCAUGAUUAUAACUUUUUUUUUCAAUUAAUUGAUAAUGUAUCUCAAACAGAAGAAAUUCGAAUUCGAAAAAGACGUGAUAGAACGUUGAACUAUCAUGACAAAUCAAAUGAAUCAAUAAAAACAACAAUGACAAAAAAUAAAAAAGGGAUACGAACACCAUUUCUCACACAUAUGCCAUUGAAGAUGUUGAAAGAAAGUGAUUAUUAUCUCAUAUCAAAAACAUCGCAAGCAUACGAAACAUUUACAAAUUAUUUGACUGGUGAUAAACAAAUGCAGAUUAAUUCAUUAAAAAAACUAUUAGAAAAAUCACAACACAACGGUUAUAUUCCUCCGUUAGGGUUCGUUCAGGCAUUAGAAAAAAAAUUGAAAGAAAUCGAUCAAGACAAAUAUCGUUGUGACCAUAUUUAUUUCGCACCAAAUGGUGUAUCUACGAAUAAUCAAUCUUGUUUGCCGUCGAUUGAACUGAAUGAAGAUGAAAGUCAAUUACUUCACAGAUAUGUUCAAGACAACUUUGUCGAUCUAAUACGUAAAAAUUGUCCAUCGAUGACUAACGAUAUUAACAAAUUAGAGAAUAUUCAUCAAUGUUUAAUAGAGAAGAAAGUCGAUGUCAUAUUUGAUUGUGUACAUUAUCCAUUAUUAGAAUUAGAUUGGAGUAAUCGAUACCCCUUGUAUGUCAAACGUAUAUUACAACAAAUAGUGCAUGAAAAAGAGAAAACGUGUUUAGUGUUAGCAAAAGCUCAUAUUGAAGAUUAUAUUAAUCAAUUAGAUAUACAAAAUACGCAUGUCAUUCGAGCUCAUUAUGAAACAGGACACAGUGCAUUACCAAUAUUAGUGGCGUUAUUCAAUGGUCCACAAACAUUAUUAGCAAGUGCAAUUGAUCAACGUCCAUUCAAAAGCAUAUUGGAAAUAAAACAUGUAGCUUUACUUGAUCAAUGGAUACAAACUCAUCAGUUAGUAGCCAUUGUAAAACCAGAUCUUGUCUAUUUACAGGCGCCGUGUGUGUACUCAACACAAGUUCAUAUGCAAGAAAAACAGUGGCUUAUACCUUAUUACGAUGGUUCACCAUUAGCUGAUGCAGAAAAAGUAAACCGUUGGUUUCGUGUACAAAUAACUUAAGAACUAAAAAUUGUUGUUUGUUUUGCUUCUUGUUCGUUAUUACUUAUGAUUACUUUUUCUUGUUAUUUUUAUAAUAAAAAAAGAGCUGCUAAUCAGAAAAAAACGGGUUUUAACUGAAGAUUAUGAGCAAAGAAAACUAGUUAACUAGUCAACUCAUGGUAAAGGUUCUACUGCACUUUUCAGACUGUAGUAUUUAUUCACCAUCUAACUGUUGACUGCAAAAAAAAACAAUCAUGGUAUUACCGUCAAAAUUCAUGUAUUCUUAUUAAAUUUGUUCAUUUUGUGUUAUCGACGAACCGUUUAAAAAUAGCAGAAUUAUUAGAUAUAAAGCUAGAAUUUUUAAUAGAUUUUUGGCAUUCCGCAAUACUUUUCAUAGACAUUUCUUGAAUUCCUGUUGAUUUUGGUGGUUUUAGCGAUAUGCGGUCUUGCGUGAAUCGAAUACGGUUUAAUGAAAAAGUGUCAUGUAGAGUUCGGAGACGUUUGAUGUUGUACGGGAAGGUGUGAGCUGUACGGCUGAGAUAUUUGCAAAAUACAUUUCGAAUAAAUGGAUGCUUGGUUUUGUUGAUUUGUGUUAGCCAUACACUAGACUUUCAGAACUUGCGAUAAAAUUUUUAUGCACGUAAAUCCUGACUGGAACCUCUUUCGGAUGUUCAGAGCUUUUUUCAAAUUUGUUCUAGUCGUUAUCGAGCAGGAAAAAAAAAAUAAAAUUGUUUUUUAAAUUUGUUUCUGUACUGUAUUUUAGCUUGUUUGAAAAAAGAUUUGAACAGCUGAAAGAAUUUUUUGAUCUGAUGUGGUGUAUAGAAAGGUUCUAUAAAAACUUCUGAAACCAGGGUCUCUCAAAAACCCAAAUUUCAGAAAACCAAGUCCCCGAGUUCAAUCGAGAAAUUCUUUGCAAGUAACUCCGUCGUACAGAGCAAACAUUUCUAAACAAAAUGAGACGUCUCCGAGCUCUGUGCCGCAUUUUUUCAUGGAACAGCAUUCGAUUUACGGAAGGUCCUAAGGGCGUAUCUUUGCGGUGUGGGAGCUUCCGUAAAUCGAAUGCUGUUUCAUGAAAAAAUGCGGCACAGAGCUCGGAG
Molecule: messenger RNA, 2972 nt
Organism: Didymodactylos carnosus
Lineage: Eukaryota; Metazoa; Rotifera; Eurotatoria; Philodinida; Philodinidae
Source: the annotation of a GenBank genome assembly